Styela clava is the source of this 714-nucleotide messenger RNA. RefSeq lists its product as uncharacterized. The record is from RefSeq and is a predicted model, not a curated record. Lineage: Eukaryota; Metazoa; Chordata; Ascidiacea; Stolidobranchia; Styelidae.
UUUACCGCAAAGAAAUUCACUUCUCAUACAACAACCCUAUACAAUAAAGAAGAUGAAUUCGACAUGGACUCCUACAAAACCACGACGCCACCAGCUACAACACGACCCACCACAACUCCAUGGUACUGGAAACUUACAUCGACCUCUCAUAAAACAAGCACUGACAAGAAAGAGGAUGGAUUCGACUUGGACUACUAUAAAAAUCCAGCACUGCCAACCUUAUCUACUUCUACAAGCUCAACAACUUCGCUUGUUUGGAAACUUACCUCGACAAUGCGCGGAAUGGACUCACAAAAUAAAGAAGAUUCCGGAUACAACAACGAGGGAAUAGACUCCGACCACCUCAACCUUAAAAUAUCUUCAACAAAAUCGACAACGGCUAGCAAUAUAGCGACUCCAAGUGGAAACUGGUGGGAAUGGUGGCGAAGCACUCGUACUCCAAGAUAUAUCGCUCGUACUACAGAAGGAAGAAUUUACCCAACGUCUUCACCGAAGAUAAAGCAUAUAUCCCCUCAUGGAAGAAAAGUCACAGUGUCGUCGACAACUGCAACAACUGGUCAAGCAACUCGUUUAUCAACGACCAGCUUUAUUCUGAUAAUUCCUCUUUUACAAUUUUUUUGCCUUUUUUAUUUAUAAACUUAUGCUAGAGUUCGUUUUAAUUGCUAAUAAGCUAGAAGUGCAAAAAUGCGAGAAAUUUAAGAAACUGAUCCGCUG